AUGUCGCUGGCGGAUGUGACGUCGGCGCGUAGUUCACCCGCCCCGGAGGCUUGUCCGGAGUGCGAUACUAGCGCCUCUGUCACAUCUGAUUUGCACAAGUACCAAGUGGCGUGCACAUGCAAACCGUCGACGGCUCAGUACGCAUGCGCAGAUGACCCCGGUCCCCCGCCACCCGCGAAAACCGACACUCCUCCGGCGCUUCCACCACGUCCACCCACUAAUGUAUUGGCGGCGACGAACAGGAGAAACAAUGCGUCCGUGGGUUGUAAUGGUAAUGACAAUUCCUGUCGGCGGAGGAAGUAUGCGUGGUGGUGUGUGGGUUGUGGUGCGUUGGCAGCGGCACUGGGAGGUCUACUAGCCGCACAACAUAUUCUGCUACGAUCCUAUACUGCUUCGCCCCAACAUUUAGAGACAGUGCCCGCUGCCGUACCAGCAGCAAUGCUGGUGCUGACAGGAGUGUGCAUAAUGAGCUUAGCGAGGCGGAGGAACCGGUACAGCUAUAUGAUAAAAGUGGUAGGGGCUUGUUGUCUGGUUUGUGCGUUGACAUGCGUGUUGGUCACCAUCACAACCACCGUCAUACAUAUGAACAAAUUGCAGACGCUAAAGUUUUGCGAGUAUACUAAGCUUACGCGCACGUGCACUUGCUUUUCAAUGCCCCCGGAUUCUCAACAUAGCGGUACUGAAGAGGAUGGAGUACGGUGUGUGUUCGAGGGCGUAUCGGAGUGCGGCGUGGUUCACGGAGCAUUGUACUGGUGUUUGCGCGGCGUGUUCGCGCUCUCCGUCAGCGCUGUACUCGUGUGCAUCUUUAGUUGCAUGUUGGCUUACCAAUUACUUAGUCAUGAACGCAAGAAGAUGUAUUGGGAGCAACUGGAGCUCAGGUGCAGAUCUCUUUACCGUCCGCCUACUGGCCAAGCUGUGGCCACAGCUGGGAGACCUGUACCAAAUAAUUGCAGCUGCUGUGCUCAAUGUCACACCGCGCAGCCGGCUUGGGAUUUCAGCUUGCAACAUCGAUUUUGGGCGCCAGGUCGUAUAGGAAAUCUAUACUCACCAAAUCCUGGAACUGCACGGAAAACUUCUCCGUGGAGCUGGUUUCCUUGGCCACGAAGCAACAGUCAAAAUUCCCGAUGUCGCAUGGGUGGCGUUCCACAAUCAGGUGACAGUGCUUAUGGAUUCUGUGAAAGCGAUCCAACACCUCAAAAUGCAACACAACCAUACGACGAACGUUCUUACCCAACAAAUUUUAGUCAACCAUUUCAACGCGGACAAAAUUCAGGCAACUUCUCACAAAACCCAUCAAAUUUUGCACAAAGCUCGGGAAAUUUCACUCAAAACCCCAAUUUUGUACAAAACCCGGCCAAUUUUGUUCAAAGCCAGGGUAAUUUUGGGCAAACUGGUGGGUUUACGCAGGGGUAUCAAGAGGGUUUUGGAGAGGCUAGUGGAAGUUUUGAUGCUCAGACUGGAGUUUGGGGACCUCCGCCUCCAUACAGUCCGCAAGGAAGGAGUGGUAGCAGGCAUCAUCUUCAUCACCAAGAUCCUGCAGCUGCGACACUUCUUCAUCAUCAUCAUAUAGAUGUUCAUCGGAAUUCUAUGCCCAUACAUGAACAUGCAAAUAUACCAUUACAGUCACAUACAUGCGCCCGUAGUUCCUAUCUCAUGCAUGCGAACGCCCAGAUGAACCCCGAUGUGACUCGAUUGAAUCCAGAAAUAAGUCGAUUAAAUCCGGAAAUAAGUCGGUUGAAUCCAGAAAUGAACCGUUUGAAUCCAGAAAUGAACCGUUUGAAUCCAGAAAUGAACCGUUUGAAUCCAGAAAUGAGUCGUUUGAAUCCCGAAAUUAGCCGUUUGAAUCCUGAAUUGAAUCAUUUGAAUCAUAUGUACCCGACAGAUGCAAAUGAAAUUGCUCGUUUGCAGGCUGAAAUGGCUCACUUAGGUCCCGAACGAUUUAGUACAUUACGAGGUCAUUUGGUUCCGUACAGAGGCUGUCCGAGGUCUUUGGGGAUGAGUGCUGGAAAUUUACAUAGAGAUUGUCGAGUAGAUGAUAACGUCGCAAUAGAAUGUUUACAUCAGAAGAGUGCUAGCAAAGUGUCCGAUCAAAGUAGUGAUUCAUGUCAAAAACAAGGCAAAGAAAAUUUGGGUUUCCAAAACGACAAGCAUUCUCCAAUAAGGGCAUCAAUGCAAGACUGUCGAGUGGCCAAUCAAAACGCGGAAUCGGAAGUAUAUUUCGCAGAUGAGUCCAGUUGCUGUAAUGUUUCUGUCAAGGCCGAUUGCUGUUUAAAUCCAAACGUUUCGGCUCUUGUUGGAACCAUAGAGAAUCAUCCUGAAUCUACAUCAGAAUCUGACACCGGAUCAUUUACACUCACUCGACAACAGCGUCCCCAACCGCAAGUCGGAUCAAAACGGCGGCCGAGACAAAAUGAAAAACACAUAAAGAAUCAGGAAAAGAUAAGACAAGAUCUUAAUAGUUCAAUUAGAUUAACUGAACAACAAAUUGAACAUUUAAACAGCUCUAUGAGAAUGAGUGAGAGAAUGUGCGAUAGAAUGAAUGAUUCUAGAAUCAGUGACAGAAUAAACGAUUCGCGUAUCAGUGAAAGAAUAAACGAUUCGCGCAUUAGCGACAGAAUGAACGAUUCGCGUAUUAGCGAUAGAAUAAACGAUUCGCGUAUUAGUGACAGAAUGAGCGAAGUUCGCAUGAGUGAGCGUAUUAAUAAUUCUAGAGAUCGGUUGAAUGACUCUAGAAUAGAUAGAGAUCGCCUUAAUGAUUCUAGAAUUGAUAGAAUGAAUGAACCACGUGACCGCAUGAAUGACUCUAGGGUAGAUCGUAUUGAUUCAAGAGAUCGCCUAAACGAUUCUAGAGUCGAUAGAGUAGACUCCAGGGAUCGCUUGAACGAUUCAAGAAUUGAUAGAAUGAGCGAAUGUAGAUUAGAGGAUCGAAAAAUUACAGAUUUGAAUGCCAGUAUACGUAUAGAGGGUAGCCCUAAAAUGCGUACUCACAUUAGUCCUUUACGUAUGCCUAGAACUAGUCCUAAAAACUUGCCUAAAGAGCAUCUAAGACAGUCUAGUUCAGAUUCAAGUAAGCCUGAAUUCUUUGUUCCUCCACCGCCGCCAGCUCAUUCACCGUUAUCACCCAAUACAGAAGAGUCACUUUUAUCUGAUGAUGAUGAUAGAAGAAAAGAUAUAGUAUACUCAAACGAACCAGAGACAUCUAAAUGCUUGGGUCCGGAUUCUCAAUACGAACCAGUUAGGGAGACAAAAGAAGAAAUCCUUAAGACUAAUCAUCACCAUUGCUAUAGUGACACUAACACAAUGGAUUCUGGGUGGCAGAGUGGUUCGGAGAAACAGGUUACUGAUUAA
Molecule: messenger RNA, 3348 nt
Organism: Parnassius mnemosyne (clouded apollo)
Lineage: Eukaryota; Metazoa; Arthropoda; Insecta; Lepidoptera; Papilionidae
Source: the annotation of a GenBank genome assembly